Diaporthe amygdali is the source of this 1581-nucleotide messenger RNA. RefSeq lists its product as uncharacterized. Gene Ontology annotation, biological process: transmembrane transport; carbohydrate transport. Gene Ontology annotation, molecular function: carbohydrate:proton symporter activity. NCBI's taxonomy places the organism in Eukaryota, Fungi, Ascomycota, Sordariomycetes, Diaporthales, Diaporthaceae. Bases 1 to 1581 code for a protein of 526 amino acids. Gene Ontology annotation, cellular component: membrane. The record is from RefSeq and is a predicted model, not a curated record. The transcript has 2 exons.
AUGGCGGACAUACCGAUCCCGUACCAGGCCAGAAGGGGUGAUAUUCUCCCCUUUCACGCCCCGAUAUGGUACCCCAAGACAGUGUCCGGUAAUACGUUCAUCCUCCUCAUGUGCUGCGUGAUCACGGCAUCGACGCAGGGUUACGACGGUGCAAUGAUGGGCGGCCUGAAUAUCAUGCACCAGUACACCGACUACUUCCAGCUGACCACCGCCACCCGCUCUCUGAAUGUUGCUACCAUCUAUAUCGGCGGUUGCAUCGCCUGCCUGUUCUGGGGGUGGCUGACGGACAAGUAUGGGCGUCGCGUUGCCCUGUUCUGGGCUGCCGUAAUCACCAUCACAGCGGCAGGUAUCCAGGCGGCGGCCCAGAACAUUGCCAUGUUCUGCGCGGCGCGUAUCAUCAUCGGAUUCGGCACGACCGCCUCCGCCAUCACGGCGCCCGCUUAUCUCGCCGAGACGCUGCCCUGGGACCAGCGGGCCUGGGGUCUCGGGCUAUUCGACGACCUGUUCUACGUUGGUGCUCUAACGGCUGCCGGUGUGUCGUAUGGGGCGGCUCAGAUCCAGGGUUCUUGGGCCUGGCGCUUGCCUAGCCUACUCCAGGGCGUCUGGGGCAUUGCGUGUAUCAUUCUUCUCCCGUGGAUGCCCGAGAGCCCAAGGUGGCUUGUGGAUGUCGGUCGGGGAAAUGAGGCGCUGACUGUUCUGGCGCGCAUCAAUUCCGGCGGUGAUGAGGAGGACGAGCGGGUCCGGCUGCAGUUCAUUGAGAUUGUCGACACGAUUGGUUACGAGCGGAACCCGAUGCCGUGGGCCCAGAUGCUCAAGAACAGGGGCACGAGGAAGAGGCUUAUCAUCACUGGAACCUGUGCGCUGUUCUCGAUGGUCAUGGGGAACACGCUUGUGAGCUACGAAAUCGGCAAGGUGCUGGACCAUUCCGGGCUUACGGACCCGAAGCAGCAGUUGCUUGUCAACGUGGGCUUGAACUGCUGCACGUUGAUUGUGUCUAUCCUUGGGAGCUUCUAUACGGACCGACUGGGCGCCAAGUCUGCUGCCUUGGUGUCGACGGGCGGGCUCACCAUCAGUCUGUUCGUCAUCGGCGUUCUGACGAAGAUGUUCGGCGACUCGGACUACGAGCCUGGCAUAUACGCCUCAGUCGCUAUGAUCUUCGUCUUCAGCGCUUGCUAUGGCUUCGGCUGGAUACCUAUUCUGUUCCUAGUCCCAGCUGAGAUGCUCAACUUUAGCAUCCGCGCCUGGGGCAUGAGCAUGUUCAGCUUUGUGAUAUGUGUGACGGGCAUCUGGGGCAACUUUGCGUUCCUCUUCGCACUGGAAAACAUCGGCUGGAAGCUUUACAUCAUCAAUGGGGCUUGGAACAUCGGUAUGUUCGCAUUCAUCGCUUAUUACUGGGUCGAAGUAAGGGGUAAGACACUCGAGGAGAUAGAUGCGUUGAUUGAUGGGAAGAAACACUCGGACGUCCCUGAUAUCCAGAUGUUAAUACUCGGAGUUGUUGAUGGAAGAUGGAAGGACAAGUUUGCACCAUGUUUGAGAGCCAGUUGCUCUCGGAAAGGGCCCGAGAACCUCGAAAGUCAAUAA